CUCAGCGGCGAAGGAAGCUUUUUUGCGUAGAAAAAACAUGAUGUCAGCGUUACUAGAGACUGUUUUUUGGGGUUUUUUGCUGACCCUGCUUCACCGGUGCAUUUCCACCAAAAAUCAUUGCCAUUUCGACACACGCUGGCGGUUUCUUGACUGUAGAAACCGUGGGCUGAGGGAAAUUCCCAUCCACGAGUUUCAUUUCGGUGACAUAUUGGGUAUAGACAUCAGUCAUAACAAUAUCACAAUCCUCAAGAACUUGACAUUUAUUAACGUCACCGGACUUCUGACACUGGAUCUUUCUCACAACGCCAUAAGUCGCUUGGAAUCCGAUGCCUUUGUCGGGCUUAACCGCCUAACUUCCCUGAAUUUGUCCGAUAACCCAUUUGUCUUGAGCCCCACAGUAUUAACUCCAGAGCUGUUUCAACCUCUCAUCAGCCUACAAGAAAUAACUAUCAAACGUUAUAGGAACUCAGAGUACCUGAACUGGAAAGGUAUAGACGCUUCUUUCGCUGAGCUCAGAAACUUGACAAAAUUGCUAAUGAACUUCCCCACGGACUUUGUAUUUGAGAAAGGAUUUCAGAACCUGACAAAACUAAUCGGAAUCUUCGCCUCUGGAAGGCCAGAACUCGAUGGAGACUGCGUGAUAGGGACGCUGAGAAACUCCACGUUCGAAGCUUUCAGAGAAAUUCCUGUGAAAGAGCUACACCUGGUGCACUGUAACAUUGACACGAUAGAACUCGACGCUUUCGACCCACUUCGCUCACUGACAACACUGGAUCUUACCUACAACCAAGGUGUUGGUUUGCCAAACGCCUUGAAAUCUUUGUACAGUUUGCAAGGAAGGAAAAUGGAGGCGAUUAAAUUUUCCCAUGUUAAUAAUGCUACUUGUGGUAAUUCCAAAUUCAGUUUAUAUCAGUCCGAUUGUGAAUAUCUGAAAACCAUUUGUGUGAAAUCCCUGGAUAUGUCCCAAAAUUAUAUCAACUUUGUGGAUGACUCUCUUGAACCUAAAGUAAAAUUAGACUGUAUAGAAAAGGUAAAUAUUUCCUUUCAUUCACUUCGUUGUGUUCCGUGGAAGCUCCUGAUGUCAAUGGAAAAUGCCACACGUUUAACAGAUGUGGACAUCAGUUACGGUUUUGGAGCCCCGAAUUAUGAUAGCAAUGUCGCACAACGGUUUUCCAUUCGCGGAAAUACAGAUUGUAACAUUUCUGACCUGGAAAUCUUUUUCCCGCCUGCUUUGGUGAGGUUAAAUAUGAGCGAUGUCUCUUCCUGGCUCCACCUACAUUCGGACAUAAAUAUUAAAAGUGGAGGCAACCUCAGACAAGUCGUCGCUGCCUAUAAUAACUUAGACAACUGCGCAGGCUCUAUUCUACGAGGAGUCGAAAAUCUAACAGAUCUGGAUAUUUCUGGUAUGAUUUGCCACACCAUCCCGUCAGAAUACUUCCGGUCGUUUCCAAAGCUGACUAAACUCUCGCUGUCCAACUCGCCAAAAAUGGACAUGGCACUAGUAUCGACCACACGACCUUUUGCUUUACUCACAGACUUGGAAGACAUUGAUCUGUCCGGGAACAAACUCGUCGAAAUUCAUCCUGAGCUCUUCCACAACAACAAAAAUUUGCGAUCCAUCAAUCUAGCCAACAACAAACUUCGGCAUCUGCCAGCAGCCUUGUUCAACAUUCCCAGACUUCGGCAGUUGGAUCUGUCCUACAACGUCUUCAGUAAUCUUCUUGCCGACGAGAUGAGGUUUCUUGACGGCUGGAUGCUGAACCAAGGCGGAGAUAGCUCGUUCAGGCUUCUUCUAGGAAAUAACCCUUUUCAAUGUACUUGCGACACGAUUCUGUUCAUUCGCUGGAUUCUUCAGAGGACCGCAUACAUUGACAAUUUUGAGGCCUACUCGUGCUAUCUGUCCAACGGCUCCCGGAGCUCUGUGAUUAGAUUUGCCAAGGACUUGGUUGACUUUGAGGUGAAAUGUGUGAGUCAAACUUACCUCAUCAUUUCAGUGGUCGGCAGUUUAACCCUACUCACCCUGAUCCUACUGACGGCUGCAAUCUACCGUUACAGGUCAAACCUCAGAUACUGGCUCUAUACUAAACUCAAGCCCCCAGAGAAAAUGUUUGACCACCGACAAUAUGACUACGACGCGUUUGUCGCCUACACGUCUGAUGAUCACUUAUGGAUUUUGCAGGUGUUAAGGGUCCAGCUCGAGUUGGCAGAUGAGCCAGUAAAGCUUUGUCUGCACGAGAGAGACUUUCUUCCCGGAAAGCCCAUACACCAGAACAUCGUGGAUAAGAUCAGAGAAAGCAGGAAAAUACUUUUGAUCAUCAGCGUGGCUUUUCUGGAAUCAACUUUUGGCCCUUUGGAAAUCGAGUAUGCAGGAAUGAAAUGUUUGGAAGAAGGCAGGGACGACGUCAUAGUUUGUAUUUUGUUGGAGGACAUUCCUAUCCAUCGUAUGUCGAAAGCACUGAGGAACCUCUGGCACAAGAUAACAUUCGUCAAGUGGACCACUGUGCCUGAGGAUCAAGACGCUUUGUGGGCCAAAGUAAGGCGAGCUCUCCGUUAAGUAUUGCAAUUCUAAAUGCACUGAAAACAGGACGUGACUAGUUUCACGCGUUCUCAUCAUGCAGUUAUGCAUGAGCGGUUUCAGGCGAUUCUCAGCUCAACUAAACACCCGAAACUAUUGAUGGACGACUGUACAAUUAAAGCCUACAACUCCAGUUUGGCCACAGCUAUUUCUGAUAUACAGAUAUUGAAUGUGUAAAU
Messenger RNA from Liolophura sinensis, 2754 nucleotides. RefSeq names its product toll-like receptor 4. The record is from RefSeq and is a predicted model, not a curated record. Lineage: Eukaryota; Metazoa; Mollusca; Polyplacophora; Chitonida; Chitonidae. The transcript has a single exon. Gene Ontology annotation, biological process: immune response; toll-like receptor signaling pathway. Bases 38 to 2554 code for a protein of 838 amino acids. Gene Ontology annotation, molecular function: protein binding; transmembrane signaling receptor activity. Gene Ontology annotation, cellular component: plasma membrane.